Molecule: messenger RNA, 357 nt
Organism: Fulvia fulva
Lineage: Eukaryota; Fungi; Ascomycota; Dothideomycetes; Mycosphaerellales; Mycosphaerellaceae
Exons: 2
Coding region: 1-357 (118 amino acids)
Source: RefSeq, a predicted model, not a curated record
AUGGUCCUCGCAGAGCUUAACAUUAGCCAUGCCGAAGGGCAUCUAUCCAUCGAGACGAACAAGACGCCCUUCGGCACGACUUCCAACAGGCUUGCUUCGCCGAUUGAUAGUGUAGUCGGUGAUCUACCUGGAAUCGGAAACCCUCGCAUGCAAGUAGUCUUCGACAAGACUGUUUGUGACGCUCUUCAGCUAUCAUGUCAAUAUCAAGAAGUGAAUGUUCUGAUUAUUCGAUGGGCCGAACACCUGGAUCGAGAUCUCCAAUGUGGAGCAGAAGUAGAAGAGCUGCAAAAAUUGUUCCGCGAUCAGUUUCACUUUCCUACAGAAGUGCUCGAACUUAACGAUGUGAAAUCGCCGUAG